AUGAAUAAUAUACUAAAUAAUAAUCGAAUACAAACGGGUCUAUCACCAAAACCUUUAACUCCAACAAUGGAAAGUGAACCAGAAGGUUCAAACACCACCAACUCAUCAAUAAUAGCUCCUAAAAUUCAUACUAUAAGUGUUGAUGAUGGUCAACAAUGUUCAAAUUGUGGAACUACUAAAACUCCAUUAUGGAGAAGAGCCCCUGAUGGAACUUUAAUAUGUAAUGCUUGUGGAUUAUAUUUAAGAUCAAAUAAUACUCAUCGUCCAGUUAAUUUAAAACGACCUCCAAAUACUAUAACAGUUGCUAAAAUUGAAGAAGGAUCAUGUAAAGGAGAUGGAAGAUGUAAUGGAACAGGAGGUUCAGCAGCUUGUAAAGGAUGUCCUGCUUUUAAUAAUAGAAUAGUAGCAAAAAAAUCAUUAGAGAAAUCACCAAAAUCUGAAAAUCAAAUUUAUGCAACAGAAAUAACAAAUCAAUAUUUACAAAAUCAACAACAGUCAUCAGAUCAUAAUUUGAAAAGAAGUUCACCAAUUCAAGACAGUAAUAAAAAAGAAGAUGAAAAUUCAUUAGCUAUUGCAUGUUUUAACUGUGAUACCACUAUAACACCUUUAUGGAGAAGAGAUGAUGCUGGAAACACCAUAUGUAAUGCUUGUGGAUUAUUUUAUAGAUUACAUGGAUCUCAUAGACCAAUAAAAAUGAAAAGAGCCACUAUAAAAAGAAGAAAAAGAAAUGGAUCAUCAAAUCAUGAAAAUAAAGAUGGAUCAAGACCAAAUGAUGAAACCAAAUCACCAAAAGUAAAAACGAAUGAAUCAAAUCAAUCUUUAAAUCAACUAACUUCACAACCUCCAUAUCCUACACAACAACAAUAUCCACCAAUCACAUCUUCAAAUUCAAAUUAUCUACCAAUACCAACAAAUUAUAAUAGAAACUUACCUUACUCACUACCUUUCCACAGAACAACCAACGAUCAUAAUCCCAACCAAAAUUCUACAACACCUCCUCCUUUACAAUUUCCACAACAUUCUCAACAUUCUGCAAUCAUACCUCCAUCUUUAUAUCCUAGAUAUAAUGGAAGUGGAAGAUUACCGAAUGGUCCUGGUCCUAUGCCUGGUCCACCACCUCCAAUAAAUUUUGGAACAUCUUUCAAUCAAUCACAACAACAACAACUAACUCAUCAAAUUCCCCAACAACGACAAGAAACACCACCAUCAAUUAAAAUUCCUGAUAUUGCAAUUGAUCCAAAUACAUUACCACCAAUAAAAACAAAUGAAAAAGGAGAAGCAAUAGGAUCAGGAUGUUGUACAAAUUGUACACCACUAAAUAAGAGAGUUUUAAAACCAAAACCAAUGGCUAUUGAUUUUACUUCAAGUUAUAAAGUUGAAAAUUCAUUUAAUUCAAAUUUAAGAAAUUCUUCAAUAGAUAAAAAGGAAGAAGAAGAAGAAGAUGAUAGUGAGAAUAAUUUACUAAAAUUAAAACCUUCUUUAGCUAAAAAUAAUGGGAAUGGUAAUUAUAAUCAAAAGAAAGCUUUAACUAUUGGUGGAUUAUUAAAUAAUUAA
Messenger RNA from Lodderomyces pseudojiufengensis, 1554 nucleotides. RefSeq names its product Sfu1p (gene SFU1). Gene Ontology annotation, molecular function: zinc ion binding; RNA polymerase II cis-regulatory region sequence-specific DNA binding; DNA-binding transcription factor activity, RNA polymerase II-specific. Bases 1 to 1554 code for a protein of 517 amino acids. The transcript has a single exon. Gene Ontology annotation, biological process: positive regulation of transcription by RNA polymerase II; negative regulation of transcription by RNA polymerase II. The record is from RefSeq and is a predicted model, not a curated record. Lineage: Eukaryota; Fungi; Ascomycota; Pichiomycetes; Serinales; Debaryomycetaceae.